AUGUACGAAGUAUUAUUGCUACUAUUCAUAUUAUUAUCCCGAGCUUCCGGCUCACAAGUAAUGCUAUUUGACUCUUCAACAGAAGAAAAAGAUUUAAAUUGGAUAACAUGGCCUCCCAGUACAUCGGAAUCAGAAAGAAGCGGGUGGAUGGAAGAAACAUGGGCAGGAAUCGAUGAAAAAAGCUCAGUCAGGAUAUAUGGUUCAUGUAGCUUAGAUUCGCUUAGUAAUCAUAGUCAUUGGGUUUUUGUUCCUCCAUUUUCUGUCAGAAAGGCUAAGGGCGUUUUUGUUGACCUCUUAUAUACCAUUCGAAGUUGUGGAAGCGGAGGUCCCGCUUUACCUUGUAAAGAAACAGUAAACGUGCAUGUUCGCGAGUUCAACAGAGAGCAAUAUCGACGUUUCAAAAAUAGAGCUCAAGAUUAUAAUGUUAGCCAGCCCGAAUUUGCUAGACAAUGGGCGAAACGGCAUGUGUUAACGAUGUCCCAACAACGGUAUGAUCAAGUCACGUUUAUGGUCAGCUUAAAACCUGAUACCGAACACAUUCAACUAGCUUUCGAUGACAAUGGUGCUUGUGCAUCAGUUUUAGUAACGAAGGUUUUCUAUACUCAAUGUGAGCGUGCUUAUCACAACUUCACAAUCUUCGAAUCUACUAUUGCAAACACUGCUGAAGCCGGUGACAAUGUUAUGGUUCAUGGAACUUGCGUUCCUAACUCAUCCGCCGUUAACAUGGCUCCUGUUGCAUUUUGCAAAUCUAGUGGAGAGUGGGGACAACAUAUUAUCGGAAAUUGUGAAUGUGAUCCAGGAUACACCGCUGGGCAAAACAAUGACGGCGAAGAUAUAUGUAAAGCCUGUCCAUCUGACACCUUCAAAUCUGACAAGGGAGAUAAGAGAUGCGAACGUUGUCCUGCCAAUUCUUCACAAAUGCAUGCUGGAGGCACGAAAUGUACUUGCUACGAUGGUUAUCAUCGUGCUCCAGAAGAACCUGUCUCUGCAGCUUGUUCCCAGCCACCAAGUGAGCCUAUUGCUGUCAUUGCAAAAGUGAAAAACGAUACUUCCGUUGAGUUGUUGUGGGACGAACCUCAUAAUCUCGGAUUCCGUUCAGAAAUUUGGUAUGAAGUCGAAUGUCACCGUGGUGCUUGCACUGGAAUCAGUGUAUAUCCCUCCAUGACUCAUAUCAACUCACGAUUUGUUGUUGUGAGAAAUCUGGAGCCUGAGUCCAGUUACACAUUCCAUGUAAUCGCCAAGAACAAAGUUUCAUCUGUGGCUAAGAACAACAGAGCCCGAUCACAAGCUACUGUUUCAUUCUCAACUCCAAGAUCAACAAGAAUGCCAGUCACUUCUGUCAGAGUUGAUGCAGAGUUGAGCGGAGGCGUAGUAAUCAGUUGGCACCCUCCUGAGUCAGAAGGCACUGUUAGACAGUAUGAAAUUGAAAUAACUUCACCCACUGGAAAGAAAAUUCUUUCUUCUGAUUCUCCUUCACUUACUGUAAGCAAUCUUCGUCCUGGUCAUUAUACCUUCAAGGUUCGAGCUGAUCAAGGUGGAUGGGGUCAAUGGAGUGAACCACUUCAGUAUGAUUAUGCUACUCGUGAUCCAGUUGGUAGCUCGACAGGAAUCUUGCAACCUGAAACAACAGCUCUCCAAGCUAUCCCACCAUGGGUACUUGGAUUGAGCACAUUGCUUCUCAUGAUUCUUCUAGCAUUCAUGCUUCUGAUUUGUCGUAGAAAUACUCGUAAUAGAAAGCAAAUGAGCGAUUUGGAUGUAUUGGACACUUACAAACAAGAUACGAUGACACCAGACUACAGCUCUGGCCAUCGUCAGUUCAAUGACAUUUUCCGUUCCGCCAAGAUUAAUGCUCCUCUCAUUCCAUCUUAUGGAACAUCAGUCUCACAACCUCCUCCAUAUUAUGGAAAUAGUGCGAGCAAGUUCAAACCAUAUGUGGACCCCACUGCCUAUGAAGACCCCAAUCAAGCUCUCACUGAAUUCACAUAUGACAUCGAUCCCGCUGCAGUUUUCAUCACUCAUGUGAUCGGUGGUGGAGAAUUUGGAGAUGUUUGUAUGGGAGGCCUUAAAAGGAACAUCCUUGGUGAUCAAAAUGUCGAAGGAACUGAAACCGUAGCUAUCAAAACUCUUAAGCCUGGUAGUAGUGCUAAAGCCAAAGCUGAUUUCCUCUUGGAAGCUUCAAUCAUGGGCCAAUUCUGUCACCCUAAUGUUGUCCGUUUAAUUGGAGUAGUAACUCGCGCAGAACCUGCAAUGAUCGUAACCGAAUACAUGGAAAACGGAUCUUUAGACAACUUCCUUCGAGGCAAAGACGCCCAAGGAUUCGAAAUAGGAUGGCCUCAUGUUGUUAAUAUGCUCCGCGGCAUAGCUUCUGGAAUGAAAUAUUUAACCGAUAAAGGAUAUGUUCAUAGAGACUUGGCUGCGAGAAAUGUUCUUGUGGAUAGUGCAUUCAAUUGCAAAAUAGCUGAUUUUGGACUUUCUCGUGGAGUUGACGAUACAGCUGCAGGAGAAUAUACCACUAAUGGUGGAAAAAUCCCAGUUCGUUGGACAGCCCCUGAAGCCAUAACUCAUCGAAAAUUCACCGCGGCUUCUGAUGUAUGGAGCUUUGGUGUUUUGACGUGGGAAGUAUGCUCUUUCGGCGAAAGACCGUAUUGGGAUUGGACCAACCAAAAAGUUAUCAGUGAAAUAAUGGCCGGUUAUCGUCUUCCUGCUCCUAUGGAUUGCCCAGCCUCACUUCAUAGAAUCAUGUUGUGGUGUUGGAAGUUGGAAAGACAUGAUCGCCCAUCGUUCGCCCAGCUUUUGGCUAUUUUGGAAAAAUAUUCUCGUAAUCCUGAGUAUAUUUACACUGACUCCAGCUUAGUGUCAAAGUAUGCUUAUUCUACUAAUCACCUUGAGAAUGCUUAUGGUGCUGUUAGACCUCCUGGAAUUUCUUCUCAAUGCCCUCCUCCACCAUCAGGAUCACCACCAACUUAUCCUCAGUUGGAUGACUUCCUCCGUUCACUCGGAAUGGGUCAUACUUCGGAUAAGUUGAACAAGGGAGGUGUUUUCACUGUUAGUGAUCUCUCCCGACGUGGACACUUAGAUCUCUUAGCCAUGGGUUUAAUAACUGAAGAAUUCCAAAGAAUACGUGACGCUCUCCAUCAGUUGCAGUUGGCCCGUGGACUUUCCAGGCCGGAUGUUCAACAAGCAACAAUGCCACAUCGUGCUAGAACAUUACCUCGUAAAGAAGAAGGAUUCUUUGUUUGA
This is a messenger RNA of Auanema sp. JU1783, 3240 nucleotides long. Lineage: Eukaryota; Metazoa; Nematoda; Chromadorea; Rhabditida; Rhabditidae. The record is from the annotation of a GenBank genome assembly.